UUUGAUUUGCUUAUCAACACCAAUACUGUUAUCAUACCAUACCUUAUAAGUACAAAUUAACAAUUUUACGUAACCUGUGAUCUUUUUAAUACUGAUCUGCUUGUUGAUUAAAUUAAAACUACGUCAAUCAUUUAGCGGUUUCUGGCGUUACUGCCUGGUUUUUCCAGUCACCAAUACACAACUUUAUUACCCGUUUUGGUGUUUUUUUUUUAUAAAUUGCAGUGAUAACAAGGAUUGAAAAUGGUUCGUUCUCAUCAUGUAGAAGGCUAUGAUAAUUUUGUCAAUUUUAUGAAGAACUUCAAGGCACAAGGAACCGUAGUUUGUAUUUAUUUUGGUGGCUCUGUAGACGAAGCGACUGGUGAAAGUUGGUGUGAUGAUUGUGUAAGGGCAUGGCCUGUAAUAAGUAAGGUACUUGAACAGCUAGACGAUAAUGUGGAUUUCAUACAUGUUGAAGUAGGAGACAGACCAACAUGGAAAGACCCAAACAGCUCCUUCCGUAAAGAUCCCACCACCAAACUGCUCGUUUUACCAACUUUGCUCAAAUGGAAAACGCCAAAAAGACUUGAAGGUUCCCAAUGUGAAAAAGAGUUUUUGGUCAAGAUGCUUUUGUGCGACGAUGAUGAUGAAGACUCUUGGCCAGUUAUAGACAAAGAAUUGGAGGCAACUGAUCCAAAUUCCCAUUUUGUCAGGGUCGAAGUUGGUGAUAUGCCAAUAUGGAAAGAUCCCAACUGCCCUUUCAGACACGACCCCAAAACCAAAUUGCGAGUUUUGCCAACUCUGGUAAGAUGGCAGGGACCCCAAAGAUUGGAAGGUGAACAGUGCGACAAAGCCAAUUUGGUCAACAUGCUCCUCAACGAAGAUGAUGAUUAAGUCACUUUGCUUUGCUCGUUUAGAUUUUUAUGUUUUGUAUAAAGAAAUUUCCCACUUAUAAUAAAUAAUUGUAUGUAACUAA
Molecule: messenger RNA, 952 nt
Organism: Diabrotica virgifera virgifera (western corn rootworm)
Lineage: Eukaryota; Metazoa; Arthropoda; Insecta; Coleoptera; Chrysomelidae
Product: thioredoxin domain-containing protein 17
Exons: 5
Coding region: 241-870 (209 amino acids)
Cellular component (GO): cytosol
Molecular function (GO): protein-disulfide reductase [NAD(P)H] activity
Source: RefSeq, a predicted model, not a curated record